Molecule: messenger RNA, 1636 nt
Organism: Scaptodrosophila lebanonensis
Lineage: Eukaryota; Metazoa; Arthropoda; Insecta; Diptera; Drosophilidae
Exons: 2
Coding region: 160-1434 (424 amino acids)
Source: RefSeq, a predicted model, not a curated record
AAUUAUCCACAUACACAUACAUGAACUAUUUAUUAUAUAGACCCGCAGACACACAAAACCAGGUUGUGUGAAUUUAAAUAAACGUAUCGUACAAAAUUUGUGGAAGGUGUCGUUUCAAUUUCUGUGGAAUUUAAAUUUCCGUUUUUAAAAUUGCAAAUAAUGUUUCCAAAUUUUUGCUUCACACAAUGUGCCAAAGAUCAAGGCUAUCAUGUGGUUAAGCGAACCUACGUGCCAAAAGACUCUAACAAAGCAAGUGACAAUAGUACAGGAAUAGAGUCUAGGAAUGGCUAUAUGCUUCGCCCAUCACAUCCGAGUUCUGAGACGCUGGACACAUUCCGCGAUCAAAAUGGCAAACGUCUCAAACGCGUAGUGCGUAGGAUUCAUAAAGAGAACCCUGUUUCAGCGCGACGAACUGGUCAAGAGACAAUGAAAAAGGAGGCUACCCGCAGCGUUAACUUUUUUGUAUCGCCCUUGGACUGUCAAGAACUGCAGCACCAGCAGCAUCGAGCAGCGUCCGGAGCUGAGGAGCCUAGACGCAGGAACUCCGGCCAAACGGGGGCAGAAAACAAGCAUCAGCCAGUUGGUCCACCAAAGGAUCCCAAUCAAGAGCUUCAAGAGUCCUGUGCAGACUUUUUCAAUAUCGUGCACGACAAUGUGCUGGAGGCAGUGCAAGGUGCCGUAGAACGCAUGGUAUUCAAGUAUUUUGAGGACACAAUGACUAAAGUGGACCGAUUGGCCGCACAGCUAAGCCACAACGAGAAGCUGCUGACUGAAAUGUACCGCGAUUUGAUAAGCAAAAUAGCCGACCAAAACGAAACCAGCAUCAAUCAGUUCAAGUUCGUCGCCCAAAUGCUUAUCGACAGCCAAACAAUCCACUAUCGUGCCCUACAGUCCCAACACCAGCGUUAUAAGCGCACCAAGAGCGAGGAGAGCAACGAUAGCGAUAGCGUCUAUCGCGAGCAGGAAAGCAAUGCUGGCGAUGGCCAGAUAAUUCAAAUCCACAAAGCGAAGCAACAUCAGCUAAAACAGCAGCAGCAACCCAACGUCUACUCAGCACAGAUGUGCCAGAAAUGUUCUCCCCCAGGAUCAUCUAGAGAGCGUCGAUUGCCCUCCAAGCCCACAACUAUCCGACGUCUUCCCAAAAACAAUGGCUCCGCCAGUCUACCCAACUUGCAGCGCCGCAUUUCCUGCCCUACCGUGCAAGCUACAGGCUCGGCCAAGCUCAACCAGCGCUCGCCAACUAGGCAAGCCGGCUCCCGGCAUCCGAGCACACAUCGCUUCUACUCACAACCCUCCCAGAUGCAAACCAACAUUCAGGCGCGAUCGGGCCAGUCCCAACCAGUAUCCCGCAGCUCCUCGGCUGUUCGGCGCAAACUGCGCUGCCGCCAUGCAAUGUCCGGACCAAGUGCAGAAGAUAUGGCAGUUCAAAACUGACUUUUAUAUUUUAAUUAUUUAAACUCAGAUAGAUUAGUGCGGCCUAAGCGCCCGCAGCCUAUGACUGCCCUCUGUUUUCCCCAUUGAGUAUGCACCUUUAUAGAACACACGGUGCAGCCAAGGCGGCUGGCGCUUCGCUAUUUAGUCCAAAUACGAAAUCCACAAAAUUAUUAAUAAAUAACUUAUUUUUCCAUUAUACAUA